ACACAAGCUCAAUCACAGAAUACAAGCAGUUCCUGCUGUCCGAGUAUGCCUACAUCACAGAAUACACCUCCCGUGCCAGUGAACAGGUACUGCUUAAUGACCACUACAUUGACCCGUUGAUUGUUCAGAAACGCAGAGAAAAGAAAGAGCGAGAAAAUGAAAUGUGCUCUAGAGGGAAAAGAUUCUUCAACACCAGAGAGCCUAACCAAAGAAACAAAAACAUCAUGGUUGAUCAGCUUUUUGGCCCAAAGAAUGGCUCCAAAAAAGUGAAAAAGUUUAAAGAGCUCAACGGUCUUUCUGGUGAGAUGAGCCUGGUGGAUCUCUUGGAAUGUAGUUUAACUCCAGAUGAGAUUGUUCAGAUCUUAAAAGACAUACCACAGAUGAUCUUGUUCAUCAUUGAUGGUUUUGAUGAACUCAUGCUUUCUGUAACCAAAGAGUCAUUGCCUCCGAAACCAGACAUCAAAUCCCAUCCACUGGCCAUCGUUUGCUCUCUUCUGAAAGGUCGUAUGAUGAGAGAGUCCUUCCUUCUGGUUACUACGAGAUCCUCUGCUGUAGACAAACUGGAGAACAUUCUGAAAAAGCCACAGUGCUUUGUGGAGAUCAUGGGAUUUUCGGAGAAAGGAGUGAGUGAAUAUUUCCGAAAAUUCUUUGAGGACGAAGAGUUUUCAAGUCAAGUGUAUGAGCAGGCGAAGAUACACAAAAUGCUCUACACCGCUUGCUUCAUCCCUGUCAUCUGCUGGAUUAUCUGCACAAUUUUCAAGAAAAAAGGAAAGGACGGAGUUGUAACAGGCGAGCUGACGACAACCACGUCCAUAUUUGUUGAUUUUGUUUUCACACUCUUAAAGCAUCACAGUAGUUUGAAUCAGCAUGAAGAGCUUGACCUCCUCAAGAACCUGGGUCAGAUAGCGGAGAGUGGAACGCCGAAACAUCAAGUGCUGUUUUCUAGAAACGAUCUUCCAAAGGCAAUCUCAGAUUUACCAAACAUUCCCUUCCUAUGCACGUUUCGCCAACAAGAGAGAACUUAUCUGAAGGAGAUGUUUGGGUUCUUGCACCUCAGCUUUCAGGAGUUCUUCACUGCUCUCUUCUACAUGUUAACAGACAAGGCAGGGACGAAAAUAAAAGUCAAGGAGCUACUGGAAUCAGCAGGCAAUGAGCAUCUCUUACCUGUCAUCCAAUUCCUUUUUGGUCUCGAACAAGAAAGUGAGCCGUUUAAUCCCAGGAGAACAUCCAAAGUUGACAACAACCAUGUGCUCAGCUGGAGAAAUGGAUUAGCAAGGUUAUAG
Messenger RNA from Sinocyclocheilus rhinocerous, 1283 nucleotides. RefSeq names its product NACHT, LRR and PYD domains-containing protein 3-like. The record is from RefSeq and is a predicted model, not a curated record. Lineage: Eukaryota; Metazoa; Chordata; Actinopteri; Cypriniformes; Cyprinidae. The annotation marks the transcript as partial. Gene Ontology annotation, cellular component: cytoplasm. The transcript has 2 exons.